Letharia columbiana is the source of this 1101-nucleotide messenger RNA. RefSeq lists its product as uncharacterized. The transcript has 8 exons. The coding region runs from base 1 to 1101 and encodes 366 amino acids. The record is from RefSeq and is a predicted model, not a curated record. Gene Ontology annotation, molecular function: transmembrane transporter activity. Gene Ontology annotation, biological process: transmembrane transport. NCBI's taxonomy places the organism in Eukaryota, Fungi, Ascomycota, Lecanoromycetes, Lecanorales, Parmeliaceae.
AUGAAUAUGGCCGAUCGUCAAGACCGCCACAAUGGCGAUGAAGCAAUCUCCAGGGACGCUACGGACCAAGCUUCGAAGACCAAGAUUCCAUCAGCUUUGGCUACGAACCCUGAACUCACCAAACACUGGGCGAAGUACUAUCGUACAAGCAUCGCCUCCGGGAUGAGCAUCAUGCUCUCUCAAACAGUUUCUUAUCCCUUGGACAGCGUCAAGACUCGCAUGCAAGCAUACGGCCGCCACCGUACUAUUAUAGAGUGCAUGAAAGAUGGAUACAAGACGGAGGGGAUCAAGGGCUUCUAUCGUGGCGGUUUGGGCCCAUUCUUCAGCUUUACAUUCGGGAGGACCUUGUCGUUCUCCGUGUAUCAAAAGGCAAAAUACAAGUACUCUGCCCUCAUCGGGCAAGCCACUGGAGGCGACGAGCCAUUGGUCAUCGUUAAUCGGCCUGGGAGCAUCCCUACAUUAGCAACAAUAGCAUGCUUUGCGGCCGCUGGUGCUACCGCUGGAUCAGUCAUCUCGUUUUACGCUGCCCCUUUCGAGAUCACCAAGAUCGCUGCGCAAACGUCCGAAAUGAUGGCGAAGGGCAAUAAAUCCAGCAUGUCCGAUGCGCUCAAAGAUCCGAUCAAAUCAAGCUACCAACAGAAGGGAACGAUCAAGACCGCAAUGAAUAUUCUCAAGCUCCGCGGCUUUCCUGGACUGUACGCUGGAUUUCGAAUCCAUAUCGUCAGAGAUACUAUCGGAUCAGCGAUUUACUUCUCGACAUACGAAAGCACUAAGCAGAUGCUCGUUAAGCUACAAGGCAGUAAUUCUCCAACCUCUCCUUUGUCCGUAGCUAUGGCUGGCGGUUUUUGUGGUUUGGCGUCUGUGACCUGCACUUAUCCUUUUGACUCCGUAAAAACCGAAUACCAGCGCAAGUGCCUUGAGAGAAACACUGCGGUGAAAUACCCGAAGCUAGAGUGGUUCAAUCGCAAAUCUUAUCGAGGUUUUGGCCUUGCAAUGGCACGCUCUUGUGUUACGAACAUCGUCUUUUUUUCCUCUUUCGAGUUAAUCAAGAAGAAGAUUAACCAGCUACCGGAUCCGGUGCUGCUCGAUUCAGUGGACUAG